AAAAACAUCUCAAUCCAAAAUCCCAAAAGAAAAAUGUUUAUCAAAUUUGCAAUUUUAUUUGUAUUUGUACCAUUUGUAGUUGCAAUUGAUCAUGCAAGUACAAGUACACCAGAAGAACCGGUUCUUGAAUUGUACAUGCACGAUAUCUUGGGAGGAAAUAAUCCAACAGCUCGACCGAUAACGGGUUUAUUAGGCAAUAUUUAUAGUGGACAAAUACCAUUUGCUACACCACUUGGUUUUGAACCUCCAGAAGAUGGUGUUGCAAUUCCAAAUGCUAAUGGUGCAAUGCCAACAUUCAAUAUCAAUGGUGUUCCAUUAGGAACAGGUCUAGCAGGCACAGUAUUUGCUGGAGGAAAUAAUAAUAAUAAUAAUAAUGGACAAAAUGUGAAUACUCAAUUAGGCCCUGAUGGUCUAGGGCUAGGGUUCGGGACGAUCACGGUUAUCGAUGACUUCUUGACCUCCUCUCCUGAAUUAGGUACACAAAAACUUGGAAAAGCACAAGGAGUAUAUGUAGCAAGUUCAGCAGAUGGAAGUACUCAAAUGAUGGCAUUUACAGCUAUGUUUGAAGGAGGUGAAUAUGGUGAUAGUCUAAAUUUCUUUGGAGUUUUUAGAAUUGGAAGUACAAUGUCAAGAAUUUCAGUAACAGGAGGAACUGGUAAAUUUAAAAACGCGCGUGGAUUCGCGGAAAUACGUUCACUUAUACCAGCUGGUCAACAUGUUGCUAAUGGUGCUGAGACAUUGUUGAGGAUUGUUGUGCAUCUUACUUACUGAAUUUUCAUUAAUUUGAUGUAAUUUUGUGUGUGUGUGUGUGUGUAUUCUGUUUUGUUUGAUCAAUAUGAAUAUUAAUUGUCUUGUUUCAUUGUGGCAAAGUGAAUAUAUAUCUCUAUGUAUUCCUC
Molecule: messenger RNA, 896 nt
Organism: Solanum pennellii
Lineage: Eukaryota; Viridiplantae; Streptophyta; Magnoliopsida; Solanales; Solanaceae
Product: dirigent protein 16-like
Exons: 2
Coding region: 34-771 (245 amino acids)
Source: RefSeq, a predicted model, not a curated record